This is a messenger RNA of Nematolebias whitei (Rio pearlfish), 2112 nucleotides long. RefSeq names its product cyclin D1 (gene ccnd1). The coding region runs from base 256 to 1134 and encodes 292 amino acids. The record is from RefSeq and is a predicted model, not a curated record. Lineage: Eukaryota; Metazoa; Chordata; Actinopteri; Cyprinodontiformes; Rivulidae. Gene Ontology annotation, cellular component: cyclin-dependent protein kinase holoenzyme complex; cytoplasm; nucleus. Gene Ontology annotation, molecular function: cyclin-dependent protein serine/threonine kinase regulator activity. Gene Ontology annotation, biological process: positive regulation of G1/S transition of mitotic cell cycle; mitotic cell cycle phase transition; regulation of cyclin-dependent protein serine/threonine kinase activity. The transcript is spliced from 5 exons.
AGAAGUUGGUGCGUGCGCGCUCGGAGCAGGGUUUUUGUUCAGCAGAGGGAAGCGGCGGGUUGCUCAGAGGGCUCGCGCACACCGAAGGAGCAGCAGCAGCAGCGACAGCAGCCCGUGGAGGAGGAAGGAGCCGACUUUUGCCUCGUGCUUUCUUCCUGCUCUAACCGAGGAAAGUUUUUUUUUUUUUUCCUCUUUAAGCAGCACAAUAUUUAUUCAGUGUCGCUGGCUGCGCGUCAUAGUCACAUCCGAAGUAUUAUGGAGGACCAGCUGCUGUGCUGCGAGGUGGACUCGAUCCGGAGAGCCUACCAGGACGUCAACCUGCUCAACGACCGGGUUCUGCAGACCAUGCUGAAGGCAGAGGAGAACUACCUGCCGUCGCCCAACUACUUUAAAUGUGUCCAGAAAGACAUUGCGCCCAAAAUGAGGAAAAUACUAGCUACAUGGAUGUUAGAGGUCUGCGAGGAACAGAAGUGCGAGGAGGAGGUUUUUCCGCUGGCUAUGAACUAUUUGGACAGAUUUCUAUCGGUGGAGGCCACCAGGAAAGCGACGCUACAGCUGCUCGGGGCUGCGUGCAUGUUUCUAGCAUCCAAGAUGAAGGAGACCGUGCCCUUAACGGCAGAGAAACUCUGCAUCUACACGGACAAUUCGGUCCUGCCCGGAGAACUUCUGCAAAUGGAGCUUCUGGUUCUCAGCAAGCUGAAGUGGGAUCUGGCUUCAGUCACUCCACACGACUUCAUCGAGCACUUCCUGUCCAAGCUGAAUAUCCACCCAUCCACAAAACAGACCCUCAGAAAACACGCUCAGACCUUCGUGGCACUCUGUGCUACAGAUGUCAACUUCAUUGCCAGUCCUCCGUCCAUGGUGGCGGCAGGCAGUGUGGUGGCUGCUGUUCAAGGUCUUUACCUGAAGAACCAAGAUGCCUCCCUGUCCUCCCAGAACCUUACCAACUUCUUGUCACAGGUCAUUCGCAGUGACCCGGACUGCUUACGGUCAUGUCAGGAGCAGAUCGAGUCCCUGCUGGAGUCCAGCCUGCGGCAGGCUCAGCUGCACAGUGGUACAACGGAAACCAAACACGUGGACGAGGAGGUGGACCUGUCCUGCACGCCUACAGAUGUGAGAGACGUCAACAUUUGAAGAUGAUCCGCAGGCGCGUCGCCCGAUAAACCUGAUGGUAAAGAGGAAGUUGUCCUCAGAGGGAGCUGACUGGAGGGGCGAGGAGGGGUUGCUUCAUCUCAACUCUGCAUCCCCUCUUCUGUCCUCCUGCCUCCCGGUGGGCUGCUGUCAUGGCCGAUAAUGUCUCUCACAUGCCCGCUGUCCAUUGCAGCUGCCAAGACAAGACGUAGCAGCCCUGCCUGCCACGCUAAACACCCCAUGUCACAUUUCCUGCCAGUGUCCCCUUCCUCCUUGGGAAAUCAACUGAACACUACAGAAAUGAGACAAGACUGAACGUGGACGGCCUGCGAGGGCUGGAGCUGAAGCCACAGAAGCAGAUAUUUUAGUAGAUAUUUUUCUCAUUCCCUCACAUAUUAAACUAGGAAUUUUUAAAUUGCCACAGACUUGACAUGCCUACUAAAACAUCCCAAAGUGUAAUGUGCAGUGGGUUCUCUUAGUCUGCCUUCAGGUCCUUCCUUUUGAUUUCUUUUGUCUUGUAUCUAGAAUGACUUAGACUUUCUGCCAAGUUCCCAUGUUUGUCUUGUAGUGCAAACAUUCAUUUAUCCCCGGCUUGCUUAUGUUUAGUCACUUUAUUUUACGACAUCAUUUAGUCUUAUACCUCUUCUGUUCCAAGCUUCUUUUUUUUUUUUUUUUAAGCCAGUGUACUGAGUGCUCUGUUUUUUAUGAUCUUAGAGAAUAUGGGCUGCUAAUUUGGACAAACGAAAAUGUUUGUUCAUUCCUUGACAACAUGAAUUUUACUCAUUCCUGCUUGCUGUAACUUGAUAACAUCAAAUCAACGUAUAUGUGAGCAAAACAGUCCAGUCUGUAUUUUAUUUCUCUGUGUAGUUAGAUCUAAUAUCAUUCCAAUGAAUUUGUUUUUAUACAAAAGAAUAAGCACUUUUAGUCAGCAACGCUGGCUCGACUAAAAAAAAAAAGCAAAAAAAAAAAAGCAUUAGGUUG